AUGCCCUACCUUAGGACUCGCAUCCGUAAGCUCCAUCGCGAAGCAGAAAAAGACAAGGGAGAAGGCGAAUCGAUCAACCGAUACAACACGGUACGGCUAUCACCACCUCCUGACGACAAACUCAUAACGCUCGAUUGGGUGCCACAUAACUACAAGUACAAGUUUAGACCGCUGCCGCGCCAGGACGAUCCAGUCAUCAGAGAAAUCCUGGGCCUCAUCCGCAGCUUAAAUGGUCAGAACAUCGAGGUUGCAAAUAUGCGCUUCCGAGUAUCGCCGACCGACGAGUCCUUGCCGUUUUGGUUGGCUUUGCCUGAUUAUACCACCUACUGCAGCAAGCUGUAUACCUUCAUAGAUGACUAUCACGAAUUUCCACUUACUGGCCGGGUGACCUUCUCUCCUGGACUACCUGGCCCAACCGCAGACAAUCUCUGCCUAAAGAUAGGUAUAAAACGGUUUUUGCUGAAAGACUGGUUGCUGUCUAGCUACAAGUCUGUCAAAAGGUUAUCUGAUGGAAGUGGCCUAGUUGGCGAGAAAGGGUACAGGACGCAGCGCAAGUGGUGGAAGCUCAAUGGGAAGCAUUUCCGUCUUUUCGACCUUCCUGCCGAGGUUCGCAUGACGGUCUUCGAAUUCGCCCUCGGUCCUCGGAUUUACCCCUUGGUUGAACUCAACAGUUAUUCAGUUCGUCUCGGCAUCGGCUUCCCUAACUGGCUCGACAGCAGCCUUAUGCAGCGACGCACUUUUCUUCAAUUGUCCAUGGGUGACUUCCAGAGAGUAACAGGCUGCUCCGCUCACGAGCCUAAUAUCGCACUGCUGUCUGUCAGCAGGCAAACUCACAGCGAGGCACUCCAGGCUGGCUGGGAGAACACUCGAAAGUGCUUCUUCUCACUAAUACAUUUCGAUUCUAUCCCCGAUGCGCGCACUAAACCGAAGUACAACUGGCUCAAUCACAUUAUUCUUGACUUUAACAUGAGCGAUUGGUUCGACUUGCUUAAUCUCGAAGAUAUGCUUGGUCGAGAACCGAGGACCCACUUACACAAGAGCAGCUCCAAGUCUUCCAUUACGCUUCUCUCAACACUAGACAAACUAUCAACACUACAGCUUUGGUUCAGGAGCCCGGAUGAUGGCGCCUCCUGGUAUCCUCAUGGUAUAAAAACAAUCGUACACAAAGUUAACAACAUGCGGGAUGACAACGAUAACAAGAUCAUUUGCUGCCAACGUACCAUGGUAGACUUGAUCAUGACCUUCGCCUGGCCUUUUUUCAAGGACCUACGCGCAAAAGUAACUGUAGGCGGGAUUCUAAAGGAAGACAGAAAGAAGAAAUGGAAUGAACGCCUUGCUUUGUCUGCAGAAGACAAGCUUCACGUCAUCGAUCAGGAGGCCGCGGAGCAGGCUAUCUUCGACACACCUCUCGCUAACAUGUAA
Messenger RNA from Alternaria alternata, 1422 nucleotides. RefSeq lists its product as hypothetical. NCBI's taxonomy places the organism in Eukaryota, Fungi, Ascomycota, Dothideomycetes, Pleosporales, Pleosporaceae. The coding region runs from base 1 to 1422 and encodes 473 amino acids. The transcript has a single exon. The record is from RefSeq and is a predicted model, not a curated record.